Hipposideros armiger (great roundleaf bat) is the source of this 3836-nucleotide messenger RNA. It is a transcript of the gene FRMD4A, whose product is annotated as FERM domain containing 4A. Bases 16 to 3747 code for a protein of 1243 amino acids. The record is from RefSeq and is a predicted model, not a curated record. Gene Ontology annotation, biological process: establishment of epithelial cell polarity. Lineage: Eukaryota; Metazoa; Chordata; Mammalia; Chiroptera; Hipposideridae. The transcript has 29 exons. Gene Ontology annotation, cellular component: adherens junction; bicellular tight junction; cytoskeleton.
GAGCCUGGAGCCAGCAUGGCUGCAGGGGUGCUUGGCGCUGAGGACCUGCUCUGUAGCUGGGACCGGCUGGUGUGGGACCUGACCUGCCGGGCGCUGAGGACGUGCAGAGGGGGAAACCUUCGGGUCCUGCAGCUGAUGCUGAAACCAUGGUGCUUCUCCAGGGCUGUCUACCAGAUGACGGAGGGCCGUCGAUGUCAAGUACAUCUUCUUGAUGACAGGAAGCUGGAACUCCUAGUACAGCCCAAGCUUUUGGCCAAGGAGCUGCUUGACCUCGUCGCAUCUCACUUCAAUCUGAAGGAAAAGGAGUACUUCGGAAUAGCCUUCACCGAUGAGACGGGACACUUAAACUGGCUUCAACUAGAUCGAAGAGUGUUGGAACAUGACUUCCCCAAAAAGUCAGGACCGGUGGUUUUAUACUUCUGUGUCAGGUUCUACAUAGAAAGCAUCUCAUACCUAAAGGAUAAUGCCACCAUUGAGCUCUUCUUUCUGAAUGCUAAGUCCUGUAUCUACAAGGAGCUGAUAGAUGUCGACAGCGAAGUGGUGUUUGAAUUGGCCUCCUAUAUUUUACAGGAGGCAAAGGGAGAUUUUUCUAGCAAUGAAGUGGUGAGGAGUGACUUGAAGAAGCUGCCAGCGCUUCCCACCCAAGCCCUGAAGGAGCACCCUUCCUUGGCCUACUGUGAGGACCGAGUGAUUGAGCACUACAAGAAACUGAAUGGCCAGACCAGAGGUCAAGCAAUCGUCAACUACAUGAGCAUCGUGGAGUCUCUCCCCACCUACGGAGUUCACUAUUAUGCAGUGAAGGACAAGCAAGGGAUACCAUGGUGGCUGGGGCUGAGCUACAAAGGAAUCUUCCAGUAUGACUACCACGAUAAAGUGAAGCCAAGGAAGGGUCUAUACUUCUUCCUCUCUGCCUCUUUCCCAUAUGGCCUUUGUGUCUGUGCAUUGUCUUCUCAAGUUCUGUCUUCAAUCCCUCCUUCUUUUUACACCGACUGUCCUCUAUUCUCGACCUGCCUGGCCGUUUUUCUGCUUGCAAGAGCCAAGAAUACUUCCAGAUCCUUUAACAAAAUCCUGGUUACAAUCUAUCCAGCUCUUGAUGGCCCACUCUGGUGGAAGGCCAAGACCAACGUGGACAUUUCAGAUCCACAGCCGAGUUCAUUAAAAUUCAGCGGGUAUGAAUAUCGGAACCAGGAUGCUUUUGAGAGUGAACGAGGGCGCUGGUUGAUAAUUACACCACCUCAGACCAACUGUAGCUGUCACAGGCAAACCAAGGCCCAUGGAGGCCUGUCAUACCAGCAUGAGCUGGUGGCCAACCUGCACUCCAUCCUGUCUCCAUCUUCCAUGGAGCCAGGAGAUAAUCGAUGCCAGGAGCUCUUUCAUUGCAGUAGCAUAGACCUGUACGAAGUAGACAGCACUGGAAUGAAUGACCCAUCUUCUCCCAGACAAGGCAGAGACUUGGCCCAGUUCUGGAUCCUAAUGAGCCAGGCUUCCGUGACAAGGAGGACGUUUGGACACAGUGGCAUCGCGGUGCAUACGUGGUACGCGUGCCCAGCAUUAAUCAAGUCCAUUUGGGCUAUGGCCAUUAGCCAGCACCAGUUCUACCUGGACAGGAAGCAGAGUAAGUCUAAAAUCCAUGCCGCACGAAGUCUGAGCGAGAUCGCCAUUGACCUGACUGAGACGGGCACGCUGAAGACCUCGAAGCUGGCCAACAUGGGGAGCAAAGGGAAGAUCAUCAGCGGCAGCAGCGGGAGUCUCCUGUCAUCAGGUUCUCAGGAAUCAGAUAGCUCUCAGUCUGCCAAGAAAGACAUGUUGGCUGCCUUGAAGUCCCGGCAGGAAGCUCUGGAGGAAACGCUACGCCAGCGGCUGGAGGAGCUCAAGAAACUCUGCCUCCGAGAAGCUGAGCUGACAGGCAAACUGCCCGUGGAAUAUCCCCUGGAUCCCGGGGAGGAACCACCCAUUGUUCGAAGGAGAAUCGGGACAGCCUUCAAACUGGAUGAACAGAAAAUCCUGCCCAAGGGAGAGGAAGCUGAGCUGGAACGCCUGGAACGAGAAUUUGCCAUUCAGUCCCAGAUUACAGAGGCUGCCCGCCGCCUCGCCAGUGACCCCAACGUCAGCAAAAAACUGAAGAAACAAAGGAAAACCUCUUAUCUGAAUGCACUGAAGAAGCUGCAGGAGAUUGAGAAUGCAAUCAACGAGAACCGAAUCAAGUCUGGGAAGAAGCCCACCCAGAGGGCCUCGCUCAUCAUCGACGAUGGAAAUAUUGCCAGUGAAGACAGUUCCCUCUCAGAUGCCCUUGUUCUAGAGGAUGAAGACUCUCAGGUCACCAGCACACUGUCCCCCUUACAGUCUCCUCACAAGGGACUCCCUCCUCGGCCACCGUCGCACAACAGGCCACCUCCUCCCCAGUCCCUGGAGGGACUCAGGCAGAUGCACUAUCACCGCAACGACUAUGACAAGUCACCCAUAAAGCCCAAAAUGUGGAGUGAGUCGUCGUUAGAUGAGCCUUACGAGAAGGUCAAGAAACGUUCCUCCCACAGUCAUUCCAGCAGCCACAAGCGUUUCCCCAGCACGGGGAGCUGUGCUGAAGCAGGAGGGGGAAGCAGCUCCCUGCAGAACAGCCCCAUCCGCAGCCUCCCUCACUGGAACUCACAGUCCAGCAUGCCGUCCACCCCAGACCUGCGCGUCCGGAGUCCCCACUACAUUCAUUCCACAAGGUCGGUGGACCUCAGCCCGACGCGCCUGCACAGCCUCGCCCUGCACUUUCGGCACCGGAGCUCCAGCCUGGAGUCCCAGGGCAAGCUCCUGGGCUCGGAGAACGACACAGGGAGCCCCGACUUCUACACCCCACGGACUCGCAGCAGCAACGGCUCAGACCCCAUGGACGACUGCUCGUCCUGCACCAGCCACUCGAGCUCGGAGCACUACUACCCGGCGCAGAUGAACGCCAACUACUCCACGCUGGCGGAGGACUCGCCGUCGAAGGCGCGCGCGCGGCAGCGGCAGAGACAGCGGGCGGCGGGCGCGCUGGGCGCGGCGAACUCGGGCAGCAUGCCCAACCUGGCGGCGCGCGGGGGCGGCGGGGGCGCGCCCGGCGUCUACCUGCACAGCCAGAGCCAGCCCAGCUCGCAGUACCGCAUCAAGGAGUACCCGCUGUACAUCGAGGGCGGCGCCACGCCCGUGGUCGUGCGCAGCCUAGAGAGCGACCAGGAGGGCCACUACAGUGUCAAGGCGCAAUUCAAGACCUCCAACUCCUACACUGCCGGCGGCCUGUUCCGGGAGAGCUGGCGCGCCGGCGACGAGGGCGACGCGGGCCGCCUGACGCCGUCGCGCUCGCAGAUCCUGCGGACUCCGUCGCUGGGCCGCGAGGGCGCCCACGACAAGGGCGCGGGGCGCGCCACCGUGUCGGACGAGCUGCGCCAGUGGUACCAGCGCUCCACCGCCUCGCACAAGGAGCACAGCCGCCUGUCGCACACCAGUUCCACCUCCUCCGACAGCAGUUCCCAGUACAGCACCUCCUCCCAGAGCACCUUCGUGGCGCACAGCAGGGUUACCCGGAUGCCCCAGAUGUGCAAAGCCACGUCAGCUGCCUUACCUCAAAGCCAGAGAAGCUCAACGCCAUCGAGUGAAAUCGGAGCGACCCCCCCAAGCAGUCCCCACCACAUCCUAACCUGGCAGACUGGAGAAGCAACAGAACACUCGCCCAUUAUGGACGGGUCUGAGUCUCCAACUCACCAAAGUCCCGAUGAAUAGAGGAGCUACAGUGAUAGCUGUUUCCUGGAUUCCUCCUCCCUCUAUCCAGAACUAGCUGACGUCCAGUGGUACGGGCAGGAAAAGGCCAA